AACUGCGACAGAAACAAGUCCGAAACGCCUUAUUUAUGGGAUUUGUAUAAGAAAUGCUUGAGAUGCGAACAUGUACGCUGCUCACAGUGUACGGCUGAGGUCGUUAAGACAUCUCCACGCCGCUGAAGCUUCCGUCGUGGAUGCAGAAUGCCAACGAAUCAAUUCAUUGCUUAGUCGCCUGGUGCUUUACUGUAAUGCAUCUGGCAAACUAUCAAACCUCCUCCUGCUCAUCACCACCAUUCAUUCGAAGUCAUACCUCCCAUACUGCGGCACUUCGACCCUAUGCAGCUAUCAGACCUCGAGGCUCAGUCUGAUGUGUCCUCAUGACAUGGGGUGUCCUUCUCAACAAUGCAUGCUCGGGUGACUAUCUAGGAGAUGUGCUGCGAAGUGACAACGACUACACUCGGUGUUUGAGAGACUUGGGCAACAGGAGGAUGAUCACCUUGAUGCUGGACAUCAGUUCAAUCACCCGCCCGGAAGACCCUCUCCUGUCUCAUACAUCCUUGCAUCUUGCUGCACGAUUGAACAAGAACAGCAUCAGAUGGACCGUUGUGUUUGCCAGCCAAACUCAAUGGAAGCACCGGCUUCAGAAGUUCUGUAAGCCCCAUGUCGAGAACAAUACAAAGGUUUGCAGACUCGGUACCGGUAAGGCUGCAGUACGCCACCAAAGUGAUUCAGAUGUUUUCUGUCAGGACAAAAGCAAAGGGACCACCGAAUAUGUUCUGUCACUCUGCAAAAUCUGCAAAAGGAAGCUUCAUGAAACCCAAAGUCGGCCUCACCGAGGCCAAAUGUGCCCAAAUAGCGAGAGAUCAGAAGAUAUCUGCGUCACAAAGAUCAGAAAAGGAGGAUUGUGUCCCAGCUACCAAAGCUGCGUAAACAUCUUCAAGACUUUUGACGGUAGAAAGUCCUUCAAAGGUCUCUCUCAAUGGAUACGUCCUUUUGAUCAGUUACUAGAAGCAGUACAGCUAGUGGACAUGGCCUAUCCAAAGUAUCAAAAGCUUUCCCUCCAGACAAUUUUGAAAGAGCUAUACGCAAUAGGAGGGCAUCUAGAAAUCAUAUCUUUGCGUGUGCCGCUUUGCCGGGAUGGCCGUUGCACUCUUGCUUUGCAUGCAACCAUCCGCACCACCAACCUCGUAUUAUGUUCCGCAAUGGAACAGAGUAAGGUACCGUGGUAGGUGAUUUUUCUGAUUUUUCCCUAAGCAAAGGUAUCCGGGAGCCCUGCGUGGCGACGAUGGUGGUGGUGUUUGCUGCAAGGUCUGUCUUAGCGUAACCGGUGUGUCAGCUCCUGCAUGUACUGCAUGUACCGGUAAACACCUGCAUAUGCUCAAUCUCAGAUGACGUCCAAUCA
This is a messenger RNA of Exophiala viscosa, 1348 nucleotides long. RefSeq lists its product as uncharacterized. The coding region runs from base 324 to 1175 and encodes 283 amino acids. Lineage: Eukaryota; Fungi; Ascomycota; Eurotiomycetes; Chaetothyriales; Herpotrichiellaceae. The transcript has 4 exons. The record is from RefSeq and is a predicted model, not a curated record.